AUGAGUGGAUCUGCGCGCAAGGUAGCGUGCAGAACGUGCCGUGACCGGAAAGUCCGCUGUGACGGUGGACAGCCUUCUUGCGAGAAGUGCAAACGAUCGAACGAGGCGUGUGUCUACAUACCAGCAUCUACACAGUCGAGACCCGACCUGACGGAAGCUAUUGAGUCGUUGGAAGAUCGAAUGGCGAGAGUGGAAGCCCAACUCACAGAGCAAUCUCAACACAAGCCUUGCUCGAAUUCUGUCGCGCCUGAAGGAUUACCUGCCCUUAGCCCUCAGGCAUACUGCAAUCACUUGAUGGCGGAUAGUGUUGGCAAUUCUUCUAUGUCGUCCUCAUUGCCUAUGCAGGCUAUGCCUUGGACAGAUACUCUCAAUCAUGUUCCUGCCAGCAUGCCAGUUCAAACCAGCACAUAUGACGGCUACAUGGGAGACCCAGCUGGUCUUGCAUCAACUUCGUGGAACAUUCUAUUUGGUCAGCUGGUCCAUCCUCACAAACCGCCGGAGGCAUAUUCGAAUUCAAAGGCACCUUUAACUGGAGACCGAUUUCAACAUCGAGAUGAGUCUAGAUCCUAG
Mytilinidion resinicola is the source of this 570-nucleotide messenger RNA. RefSeq lists its product as uncharacterized. Gene Ontology annotation, molecular function: DNA-binding transcription factor activity, RNA polymerase II-specific; zinc ion binding. Bases 1 to 570 code for a protein of 189 amino acids. The transcript is spliced from 2 exons. NCBI's taxonomy places the organism in Eukaryota, Fungi, Ascomycota, Dothideomycetes, Mytilinidiales, Mytilinidiaceae. Gene Ontology annotation, biological process: regulation of DNA-templated transcription. The record is from RefSeq and is a predicted model, not a curated record.